This is a messenger RNA of Ctenocephalides felis (cat flea), 333 nucleotides long. Its product is annotated as teneurin-a-like. The transcript is spliced from 2 exons. NCBI's taxonomy places the organism in Eukaryota, Metazoa, Arthropoda, Insecta, Siphonaptera, Pulicidae. The record is from RefSeq and is a predicted model, not a curated record. The annotation marks the transcript as partial. Gene Ontology annotation, biological process: motor neuron axon guidance.
CCAUAUGCAGUCUUGACUGUGGUCCUCAUGGUACAUGUGAGCAAGGUCGUUGCAACUGCGUUCAAGGUUGGGCAGGUCCUUUAUGUGACCUCCUACCUUGCGAUGACCGAUGCUCGGAGCAUGGUCAAUGUAAGAAUGGAACCUGCGUUUGCUCUCAAGGAUGGAAUGGACGUCAUUGCACACUACCUGGAUGUGAAAAUGCCUGCAGCAGACACGGCCAAUGCACCUUGAACAAUGGAGAAUACAGCUGCAUGUGCAUUGAAGGAUGGGCUGGAAAAGAUUGUUCGAUUGCAUUGGAAAUGGAUUGCAACGACAAUAUUGAUAACGAUCACG